Nannospalax galili (Upper Galilee mountains blind mole rat) is the source of this 948-nucleotide messenger RNA. RefSeq names its product olfactory receptor 4F4-like. Bases 1 to 948 code for a protein of 315 amino acids. Gene Ontology annotation, biological process: G protein-coupled receptor signaling pathway. Gene Ontology annotation, molecular function: olfactory receptor activity; G protein-coupled receptor activity. NCBI's taxonomy places the organism in Eukaryota, Metazoa, Chordata, Mammalia, Rodentia, Spalacidae. Gene Ontology annotation, cellular component: membrane. The transcript has a single exon. The record is from RefSeq and is a predicted model, not a curated record.
AUGAAUAAAAUGGAGGGAAGGAAUCAUUCUAUGGUGUCAGAAUUUAUUCUUUGGGGACUUUCACAGUCACAGAGUAUUCAGGUCUUACUCUUCAUGAUAUUUCUGAUGCUUUAUCUGCUCAUCGUGACUGGAAAUAUUGUCACCAUGAUCUUAAUCACUACUGACCACCACCUCCACUCCCCCAUGUACUUCUUGUUGGCCAAUUUGUCCUUCGUUGAUAUGUGGCUUUCCUCAGUCACCACUCCCAAGAUGAUCACAGACUUUCUCAGGGAAAACAAGACCAUUUCCUUUGCAGGCUGCAUGUCCCAGAUCUUCUUUGCCCAUUUCAUUGCUGCAGGGGAGAUGGUGCUCCUGGUGGCAAUGGCCUAUGACCGCUAUGUGGCCAUCUGCAAACCACUCCACUACUUCACCAUCAUGAACCUGAAACGAUGCACCGGACUGGUGUUAACUUCCUGGACCAUUGGCUUUGUGCAUGCCGUGAGUCACCUGGUGGUGAUUGUGCAGCUGCCUUUCUGUGGCCCCAAGGAAAUAGACAGUUUCUUCUGUGACAUGCCACUGGUAAUCAAGCUGGCCUGCAUGGACUCCCACGAUUUAGAUAUUUUAAUGAAUGCGAAUUGUGGGGUUGUGGGUGUAACCUGUUUUAUUCUGUUGCUCAUAUCCUACACUCAUAUUUUUCUCACUGUGCACGGAAGCUCUAAAGAUGGUGCGUCUAAGGCACUGUCGACAUGCACUGCCCACAUCACCGUUGUGCUGCUAUUUUUUGUGCCCUGCAUUUUCAUCUAUGUGUGGCCACUCAACGUUAUCUGGCUGGAUAAAUUUCUUGCUGUUUUUUACUCGGUUUUUACACCUCUCUUCAAUCCAGCCAUUUAUACACUGAGAAAUAAAGAAAUUAAAAAUGCAAUGAAAAGAUUAAUAAGCUAUUGCCUAGGCUCCAAAGGAAAUCUGUGA